AUGAGUUUUAAUACAGCCAACACUCCUCAUCAAGUAACCAAUAGAGUCAUGAUGAUAAGACCUAAAGCUUUCGGCUACAAUUCAGAGACAGCUGUUGACAAUGCAUUUCAGAUCAGCUCGAUCAAUAAUUGUAGCUCUUCUGAGGCCUCGGCUCAAGCUGUGAGAGAAUUUGACGAUCUUUCCCACCUCCUUUCCUCUAAUGGGAUUGAAGUGAACAUUGAAGCAGACACCGAUAGCCCAGAAACUCCCGAUGCUGUUUUCCCAAAUAAUUGGAUAUCAUUUCACUCCUCCACAGAAAUUAAACUACAAACUACCUCCACUAUCAUAAUCUACCCUAUGAUGUCCAUACUCAGAAGACAAGAGAGACGCCAGGACUUGAUAGACAAAUGGACACGGUCCCUAAAUGCUAGCAUUAUAGACUUGAGUAGCUUUGAAAGUAGCGGCCAAUACCUUGAGGGUACAGGCAGUAUGGUAUUGGACAGGGUACACAGGGUCGCCUAUGCUUGUGUAUCUGGUCGGACUGACAUUGAAAUGAUUGAAAAGUUUUGCAGCAUCACUGGUUACAAGUCUGUUACAUUUCGUGCAUGCCACAAAUCCUUAAAUGGAGAUCUUGUCCCAAUAUACCACACUAACGUUAUGAUGAUGAUCGGCAAAACGAUCUCUCUGAUUUGCUUAGAGGCUAUACAAGAUUCUGAGGAGAAAGAGCGUGUAAUGAAAAGUCUUGGAGCUUCCGGUCGUACUAUUGUUACAGUGACAGUAUCUCAGAUGAAUGAUUUUCUCUGUAAUGCAUUGGAGCUAAGCAAUCAAGAUGGAAAAAGGUUUCUGGUCAUGUCUACAAAAGCUUAUAAUGCAAUGGACGGAAAUCAAAAGAGGAUUUUGACUGAAGAGAAUGAGCUAGAGUUGGUUCAUUGUUCUGUCGAUACUAUUGAGUCCUUGGGGGGAGGCGGAGUUAGAUGCAUGAUAGCGGAAAUAUUUCCGCCAAAAUGA
Messenger RNA from Amphimedon queenslandica, 987 nucleotides. RefSeq lists its product as uncharacterized. NCBI's taxonomy places the organism in Eukaryota, Metazoa, Porifera, Demospongiae, Haplosclerida, Niphatidae. The coding region runs from base 1 to 987 and encodes 328 amino acids. The record is from RefSeq and is a predicted model, not a curated record. The transcript has a single exon.